CCGAGUAACUCAGCAAAAAAUUAGGGCACACCGAAAUAGACAUGACUUUCGCAUCCGCUGGUGGAAAGUUCAUUGAUAGAGAUUCGUUAGCUGAAGAUGAGUAGAAUUUCUCGCAAUGGUAUUCCCUUUCUCUCUUACUUUGCUAUUUCCCGUUCUUCUUCGUCAACUACUGUUAGAGUUUAUUCUUCAAGUCAUAGUAAUAUGUCCAUUUCGGCAAAGGGUAAAUUUGGGGUAAAUAGCAAGCUUGAGAAUGUCAAGUGUUUAGAUGACGCUGUGACUCUCUUCCGUCAAAUGGUCAGAAAGCAGCCUCUUCCUUCUGUUUUCGAUUUCUCUAAAUUAUUUAAGACUAUGCUAAGUAUGAAGCAUUACUCUGCUGUUGUUUCUCUUUUUCGAGAAAUGCAGAAAUUGGGUAUCCCAAUUAAUGAUUUCAUCUUGAGUAUCGUGAUUAACAGUUAUUGCUUGAUGCAUCGUGUUGAUUGUGCAUUUUCGGUGUUAGCCAUUUACUUGAAGAAAGGCAUUCCGUUUGAUGUUGUCACCUUUACCACCCUAAUUAGGGGAAUCUUUGUUGAAAAUAAGGUCAAAGAUGCAGUUAACUUGUUCAAAAAGUUGGUGAGAGAGAAGAUUUGUGAGCCUAAUGAAGUCAUGUAUGCAACCGUCAUGAGUGGGCUCAGCAAAAGGGGUCAUACUGAAAAAACUGUUAGUUUGCUCCGGUUAAUGGAACAAGGGAACACUAAGCCCGACAUAUUUAACUACAACAUUGUCAUAGAUUCCCUUUGCAAAGAUAGAAACUUAGAUGAUGCUAUCAGCCUUUUGAACGAGAUGAAUAAGAAAGGCAUUUGUCCGGACAUAUUCACAUUUAAUUCAUUGAUUGAUGGUUUGUGUAAGUUUGGUCAGUGGGAAAAGGUUAGGACUUUAUUCUCUGAGAUGUUAAACCUUAAUAUUUAUCCAGAUGUCUACACCUUCAGUAUGGUGAUUGAUGGACUGUGUAAAGAAGGGAAAGUCGAAGAUGCCGAGGAAGUAAUGAGACAUAUGAACGAAAAAAGUGUAGAGCCUGAUAUAUUAACUUACAAUGUGAUAAUGGAUGGAUAUUGUUUGCGUGGUCAAAUGGAUAGAGCGAGGAGAAUUUUCGAUUUCAUGAUAGAUAAGUGCAUUGAGCCUGGCAUUAUUAGCUAUAACAUACUAAUAAAUGGAUAUUGUAAGAAAAAGAAGUUGGAUGAGGCCAUGCAGUUGUUUCGUGAAAUUUCUCGAAGGGGAUCAAAGCCUGAUAUUGUUACCUUCAAUACGAUAUUGCAAGGUCUGUUUGAAGUUGGAAGAAUUGGCGAUGCAAAAAAGUUCUUUGCUGAGAUGCUAUCUAUAGGACAUGUACCUGAUUUAUACACUCAUUGCACUUUACUCAAGGGUUAUUUUAAGUAUGGACUUGUUGAAGAAGGUGUGUCACUCUUUAAUGAGUUGGAAAGAAAGAGAGAAAAUGCUGAUAUUGAAUUUUACAAUGUUGUCAUUAAUGGAUUGUGCAAAAAUGGUAAACUUGACAAAGCUCAUGCUAUUUUUGAAGCGCUUUCUUUAAUUGGACUACUUCCGAAUGUGAGAACAUACACUAUAAUGAUUAAUAAAUUCUGUCUAGAAGGGUUGUUAGGUGAAGCUAAAGAUAUGCUAAGAAAAAUGGAGGACAACAAUUGUUUGCCCAAUGGUAUCACUUACAAUGUUAUUGUUCAAGGAUUUCUCAGGUGCAAUAGAAUUAGUGAAAUGGCAAUUCUUAUGAAGGAAAUGGCUGGAAGGGGCUUCUCAUUUGAUGCAACUACAACUGAGUUAUUGAUAAACGUUAUAAGGGAGAAUCCAUCCGUCCUUGACAUGAUACCAGAGCUUCACUUGGAAAAUAAGCAUUGAAUAUUUAUUUUGCUUGUUUUAUUCGCCUAUAGUAUCACUAUGAUACAGCUUCCGUUUAUCCCUGCAAAGGUAUGUCAUCCAAUGCAAUUGCAGAAGCUGAUAAAAGACAAUUAGAACGUUGCUUGAGCUUUCCAGGCAGGCCUAUUGACGAGAACAAGCUUAUCACGGUCACACUCACGCCAAAAAUUGAAGUUCUGAAAGCGAUGCAACUGUUAAAAGCCCUUGACAUCCUUCAUUCACUUGCAAAAAUUGGGUCAUUUCCUCCAUUUCACAGUCAUUACACCUUCUUUUCAAAGGUAUGUUCCAUCCUUGUGGAGACUAAUGCACUUCUUCUGUUGCGUGAUGAUUAGUUGCAAAGCUGAAAAUCUUGGGAAACUACUCGAGUGGUCUGUUCCCUAUCCAAUUUGGCAUCUCCGAGUUCAAUGUGAAAUUGCUCUGAGAAUUUACCCCAUAAGUUUCUUAAAUAUUUCCAAUUUGGCAUCAGCAUCUUUAUUGUUCUUCUGCUCUUCUUCUACGACAAGAGAAUGGUGGGGGUGGGGAGCAGGCCCCGAACCCGGAACAUGGGAAGAACCAGGCUGAUCCGGGUAUGUGUUUGCACCAUAAUGAGUGAACAAGUAUUUCACAAUUCUCUAAAUACCCUUGUUGAAAUAAACCCCUAACCCUCUCCAUGACUUCGCUCCCUCACUCGUUACACAAUAUUUUUCCAAAACCCAGCAACAUCAUCGGCCACCACCAUUAAGAACAUCUCAGUCUUCAUCUUUAUCGAUUUUAUAUUUUGGGGCAGACAACUUAUUUUGACACAAUUCUAACUUUUUUAGCUAAGAGCAUAAAAUGACUCCUUGGAACGUUCUUACAAUGUGAUAGAUUUCUUUGAAUAACUAGGUAUCAAGGCCCAUCUUUUUGGAUCCAACACAUCAACGAUGUUUCUUUUACUUAUUUGAAUUCCAGUUUAGAUAGUUAAUUUUUUUUAUUAAUUAGCAACAAAGAAAAUUCUAUUAAAUGUUUGUUUCUUAUGUAUUAUUCCAUCAUUUUCUGUAUUAUUUAAGUAUAUUUUUUUCCAACAAACUUUAAUCAAAUUAUUAACUUUUAUAUUAUAGCUUAUGAUUAUAUUUUAGCUUAUCAUAAAAUAAUUGAUAUUUAUCAAAAAUAAUUUAUUCUAAUCAAUUUGUAUUAAAAAUAAGUGAGACGUAAAUUAUUUUGCAUUUGAGUCAACUUAGAAUUUAAAACCUUGUAAAAAUUGCGUCUUUAUUAGUGUCAACAACAUUAAGGGCAGUUAUGUUAUUUUAACCGAAAAAGGUGUUUAUUAACGGUUUAUUAUCAGUUCUAACACUUUUAUCCAAACAUGUAACUGCUUAGUUAUUAAAUCAGCUUCAACACUUAAAUCCGCUAAGCCAAACAGGCUCUAACUGAUAACCCACUAUUUGCUCCCUCUGCUCCUGCGUAACAAACAAAAAUUGUGCAAAAUUAGGGCACACCGAGAUAGAGCAGCGCUCACAUCCACAGAAAUUAGGCCAUCGAAGAUGAAGAAAAUUUCUUUGCGUUACUCUUGCAGUGGUCAACGAUGCAGUUGAACUGUUCAAAAAGUUGGUGAGGGAGAAAAAUUGUGAGCCCGAUGGAGUCAUGUAUGCAAUCACCAUGAAUGGGUUCAGCGAAAGGGGUCAUACUCAAAAACAAAUCUAUGUUUGCUCUGUUUAAUGGAACAAUAAGUUGUUGAUAACCGCAUCAGGCACAUUCCUGUUGUUGAUUAGAGGUGUAUGAGGUGUCCGCUUGAGAUGUUGUCUGUGCUGUAGCAAGUGAGCAUAGGAACAGGUUGAACCGUGUAAAUGCUUACAUAUGACUUAUGAGGAGGUUACUAGAUGAUGAUGCUAAUAAAUAAAUGAAUCAAACGCUUGAUCUUGUAUA
This is a messenger RNA of Nicotiana tabacum (common tobacco), 3786 nucleotides long. NCBI's taxonomy places the organism in Eukaryota, Viridiplantae, Streptophyta, Magnoliopsida, Solanales, Solanaceae. The record is from RefSeq and is a predicted model, not a curated record.